Tripterygium wilfordii is the source of this 1997-nucleotide messenger RNA. Its product is annotated as arogenate dehydrogenase 2, chloroplastic-like. Gene Ontology annotation, molecular function: prephenate dehydrogenase (NADP+) activity; arogenate dehydrogenase (NADP+) activity; prephenate dehydrogenase (NAD+) activity. The coding region runs from base 74 to 1186 and encodes 370 amino acids. The transcript has 2 exons. NCBI's taxonomy places the organism in Eukaryota, Viridiplantae, Streptophyta, Magnoliopsida, Celastrales, Celastraceae. The record is from RefSeq and is a predicted model, not a curated record. Gene Ontology annotation, biological process: L-tyrosine biosynthetic process.
AUCAUUAGGACUCGAUCAGUCUUCUCCUUCCCCGACUCUCAUCGUUCGCCUCAACUCUCUAUCUCUGCCGACAAUGUUAUCGUUUACUUGUACAAAACCCUCGAAGACCUCAAAUCCUCUCCCUCGUUUUCCUCCUCUCCCAUCGUUUUCUCAGUCGCUUUCACUCUCUCUGCCUGUAUCUCUCUCCACCCGCAAACGCAAAGUCUCACGAUCGCUUGGCAUUAUUCGAGCCAUUGAUGCCGCUCAGCCUUACGAUUACGAGUCCCAGCUCCGCUCUCAGCACAUACAGUCCGAGUCCCUUAAGAUUGCCAUCAUCGGCUUUGGCAAUUUCGGACAGUUCCUAGCCAAAACCUUCGUCAGGCACGGUCACACGCUCCUCGCUCACUCCCGCUCCGACUACUCUACCAUCGCUAGUGACCUCGGCGUCCGCUUCUUCCAUGAUCUUCACGAUCUAUGUGAGCAGCACCCUGAGGUGGUACUCCUCUCAACCUCAAUUCUUUCUACCGAGAGAGUACUCAAGGCAAUCCCUUUUCAAAGAUUAAAGCGGAAUACGCUUUUCGUUGAUGUGUUAUCGGUGAAGGAGUUCCCUAGAGACUUGUUGAUGAAAUAUUUGCCAAAUGAGUUCGACAUCUUGUGCACCCACCCAAUGUUUGGACCGGAGAGUGGAAAGGGCUCAUGGGCUGGGCUCUCUUUCGUGUGUGACAGGGUUAGGAUUGGGAAUGAGGAGGGUAGAGUGAGUAGGUGUAAUAGGUUUUUGGAUAUAUUUGCGAAAGAGGGUUGCAGAAUGGUGGAGAUGAGCUGUGCUGAGCAUGAUAAGUAUGCGGCGGGUUCACAGUUUGUGACUCACACAAUGGGAAGGGUGUUGGAGAAGUUUGGGUUGGAGUCUUCUCCUAUUAACACCAAAGGGUACGAAACUUUGUUGGAUUUGGUGGAAAACACUGCUGGGGAUAGUUUUGAGUUGUAUUAUGGGUUGUUUAUGUAUAAUAAGAAUUCCAUGGAGCAGCUGGAGAGGUUGGAUAUGGCUUUCGAGGCAAUUAAGAGGGACUUGUUUGGGCAGUUGCAUAGAGUUUAUAGAAAGCAGUUGUUUGGCAGCGCAGAGCUUGGAGGGGCUGUGGAGGAGAGGCCUGUUGUGCAGAAGUUGCUUCACAAUGGUACUCCUGACAAGAUAUCAGAGAAUGCGCCUUAAAAGACUGCCUGAUUUUGGUCUUAUUUUGAUAAAAUGAAUCCGUGGAUGGUUUCAGAUUGUGGGGAUAUUAUUGUACCUGAACAAUCUGUUUUGGUGAAGCUUUAAAGUUAUUCAAGAAGGGUCAGAAUGACAGCACCUGAAUGAUUCUGGGUUCUCUGGCCAAAAUUUAAGCUUUCUUUGAUCUUAUUGGUACACAUCAAGGAAUAGGCGAUCAGACUAGUCAAUUAACUGAACUUCUUCAGGUACUGGAUUGACCCCAUAACUCUUCCAACUCCUUAAGCAUGCUUCUUCUUUUCUUCCAUUGGCUGUUCAAAGAAUUCCUUUUCGCCUUGGCGGAUCUUAUUGAGAAAUGAAAUGACUGGAAUCCCAUGACUGACUGAAACCCAGCAGAGUCAUUAAGAUGCUGGAGGCUUAUUGAAUUUAGCAUGGGCACAUAAAUUUGGAGUAAAGUUAAUGAAAUCUCAUUAGAUUCUGUUUAAAGGAAGUUCUUAGUGGUUGAUUGUGAUGAGAUAGAGGAUUUUCUGGGUAUGCUAAGGCUAACCAUCAAAGCAGCGUAUCAUUGGUUUAGUUGCUUAGUGUGUGACCCGGAUGGCUUGAAAAAUGAGAGCAAUGAUUUUAUUGUCCAUGCUUAAAGAUUGUUCUCAGUUCUCACAUGGGUGGCUGUUCAGGAUCUCUAUCUCUCUCAGAAAUUACUCAACAAAAAAAAAGAGUUUUUCUUCUCUGAAAUCUUGUAAACUCUGGAAGAUUAAAUCUUUAUGUAAAGAGGAGAUUUGUGUGGGUGAUAAUGGAAAUACCUUGGACCUCGAGCAUC